AUGGCAUCGAAUCAUCUGUUCUACGUUAGCCGGGCCGACAUAUUUUCCGUGUAUCCGGAGAUUUUACGCGAGAUCCUGGUGCUCGAAGAGCUGUUUGGCACGAAAACGAUCACGGCCUUUGGGCACACGAUUGCGGCGACCGAUCGAGUACCUCUGCAACUGCCGAGUGAGUUCGACUGGCAGCUGAAACAGUACUUCCGGCUUUUGGAGCAACAGAAACGGAUUAACGCUGCAGCGGAACAAGGAAUACAGCUGAAAAGCUCGUUGGAGAAGGCGGAUCACACCUACUGGGAGGUGCGAGCAAAAUCCAUCGAUGAUGUUACCUCGCCAAUGACAUCCCCCGCUUCAGCUGACUCAGCAUCGACCACGUUUCGCCGCCGACGGCGCCAAUGCUACCUGGACAAUCCCAUCGACUUUUGCGAUAUUGAUGCAUACAAUCAGUGGCGCCUAGAGGAUAUCGUUAGGGCUGGAAGACUGCUGCACAAACCCCCUCUGGCCGUUUCCUUCGACGAUGAGUAUGAGAUGCGUAAAGUGUACUCCAUGAUUUACGAUGUCUACCGUUUCAAGCUGGUACUGCAACAGGCCCUGAAAAAUGUUGGCUUCUACGACAGCUUUCCAACGCUAGUUGACGAAACUACCCGCGUUUGGUUGCUGCUGUAUGAUAUGUAUUUGCGGAAAUUCGUCAAACGGGAACCGGAAACCGUACCGGAGAAGGACGAGCUUUUCCGGGAAGCCAAUCUGCUCGAAAUCGAACAAUGUCUCGAGCAGAACAGCAUAAAAAUAGCGGCCGCUUUGACGCGAAUACGCAUUCAAAACAGCGCAUACAACAUGCAGUGUCUGCUGCCACCGCACUUGCAGGACGAUAAGGUAGCGAUCGUCGUCUCGAAUCCGAUUAUCAUCGGAUGGAUUAACACGUUUCGGAUCCGCACGAAGCAAGAAGCGAAUGCCAUUCUGCGGCAGCUCGGAUUCGAGUUGAUCGAACAUCCUGCACCGAACAUGCUGAGCAUGUUCAAUCUAUUUCACGCACGAGAGAAACCCCAGCACGUGCCACUGUCGAUCAACCGCUACAAGUGGGAUCGCUUUUGUCCGCAGGUGGUAUUCAUCUAUCCGGAAGACAAAUCACUAUUUCUCCACUCAACCAUCUUCAGCGAUCAUCAGUUCAUCAUACAGGAUCGUUCGUUUACGAUUGGACCGACGAUUUUCUCGCAAUUGCUGGACUAUUUCGAGGUUCAGGGGGAUGUGGUGCAGACUCACAUAGCCUCGCCGCGAUCGACCGCUUACCUAGCAUCGUUACUGGCGAACUGUAAUCGUGUGCGCAACUUUAUUGCCUACGGAUGUGGCACAAAAUUGGCCGAGUACCGGGCCUACAUGGCCACCCUAGGAGUGACCAACGUGAAGCUAUUCGCUGAAUCCUUUGCGGACGUUCCGCACGGAUCACAAGUUGUGGACAAGGUGGUGGGAAUACUGGCGAAUCCGCCCAGCUCUUACAGUGCUGUCGGUGAUCCGAUUGAUUUGAUUUGUAGCCGUGGCGGUGACCUCUCGAUGCUGGAAAUGCUCUCCGAGUCCGAGAUGACUGACGACAGCCGUCGCCGGGUUACCAAGCUGUUGGAGGAACAGCGCGAAACACUUAAAUUGUGCAUGUCACGACCUCAGGUACAGUUUGUGCUCUACCAGACUCACUCGAUCGUGGAAACCGAGAAUAGUAUCAUGGUACAACGGGCCGUUGAGUACACCAACCAGAAGGCUUUCAAUGUGCACUACCGGGCAAUGAAGGAACGGGAAGUAGCAGCACUGGCCGAAGCGGCAGGCAAUACAAUCGUCAAUAGGUUGAUGGGACGAACCAAGGCAACCGAAAGCGACGGUGAGCGUGAAGGAGCUGACGGUAGCGGAGGAGAAGGCCUUGGUUCUCGUCGCAACUCCGAAGAAGAUGUGAACGUUCCGCCCGAAGAUCAGUUCGAGGUUGUGGAUCUGCCGGACUUUUGUCCACAAAAAGAUGCCUGUCUGGAUUUCCGAGAGUGUGGCGUCUUCCUUUCGCUCAUCAAGCGUAAGGAAGUAAUCCGCCUAGACUCGAAGUAUCUUAUCAAAAUCGCCGAGCUCCGGGGCAUCUUUGGUGACACCAGUAAUGAGCCGCGCAUCAACGUGAAGGUUUCGAAGCGUGCCGAUCGCAGGUCCGAGGAGCAGGAAGCGCACGAUUUACAAAACCGCAAAAAGCGCCUUAAACGACGUGGUAGCAAUAUGGAUUCCCUCAUUACCCGGCUCAACACUCCGACGCAGGCCUCCUUGAAGCGGGCCCACCACCAUCGUAUUUCUUCCGUUGAACAUAAAUUUAUGUUCUUUGAUGCUUAUCGCGAGUGGUGUCCAAAGUAUGCGAAUCGCAGUGAAAACAACCUGAGCGUAAUAUCAGAUGACCGAUCUUCAACGGUUUCGAUCGUCCGAGCACGCAUUUGGUGGAAAGCAACGAUCCAUUAUGUGCUUCAGAUGGGCAGGAUUGCUCGGUUGGACCAAACCAAAGGAGUGGCCGAUCUACCACCCCUCAUCCUGCGGCGCUACGAUACGGUUGGGUGUCGAUACGGUGGAGAAGAGGGUAGCAAACGGUUCCGUUGUACUCACUACAACCGCGUCCCGUAUCCGUUGCCAGUUCGGAUACUUGAAUUCCGGCAGUACAACUCGGAAAACAGUUUGUUGCAGAAACCCGCACCAAUCGAAAAGGAAGCCGCCGUAAAGCCAGCCAGACUAAGCCGCCAAAAUGCCUUGACUUCCAACAUCCCCGGGCCACGUGUUCGGCUUCGAUCUUCUCAAUCCUGUUGAUUCACUAGCGACGAGUGGACAAUCACGAGCGAAUUCAACCAACGAAAAGAAUUCCUUGCUAAUAAAACCCC
This is a messenger RNA of Anopheles darlingi, 2879 nucleotides long. RefSeq lists its product as uncharacterized. The coding region runs from base 1 to 2808 and encodes 935 amino acids. The transcript is spliced from 6 exons. The record is from RefSeq and is a predicted model, not a curated record. NCBI's taxonomy places the organism in Eukaryota, Metazoa, Arthropoda, Insecta, Diptera, Culicidae.